AUGUAUGUGAAAUGCUUUGAUACAGUAAUGUUUUACUAUGUGAUUUUAGUAUAUUUAGUGAAUGUCACUUUUUCACAUUUUUAAAUUUCCCGCCGUUCCGUCUCCGUACAUCUUGACGUCGCAGGGAAUGGAACCCAGAAGACAGAUGCCGGCAUCGCCAGAGGACAUUGCCGGGGACACUGCAGGAGGGACAUCGUGGGAGCGAAGGACAAGGUAAGUGGAGAAGAGAUCCCGGAGCAGCGCUGCAGGGAAUACCCGAGGGUAGCUCAGGGUUACCGCUUGUGCUACACUCGGGAAUACCUCCAGGGAGGUUA
Molecule: messenger RNA, 314 nt
Organism: Staurois parvus
Lineage: Eukaryota; Metazoa; Chordata; Amphibia; Anura; Ranidae
Source: the annotation of a GenBank genome assembly